Messenger RNA from Staurois parvus, 397 nucleotides. NCBI's taxonomy places the organism in Eukaryota, Metazoa, Chordata, Amphibia, Anura, Ranidae. The record is from the annotation of a GenBank genome assembly.
AUGUACACUAAUCAUUAGGGCACUGAUGAUCAGUGUGGCCCCAGAAGUGCCAUCUGUCAGUGUCCAUCAGUGCCAGCAGUCAGUGCUCAUCAGUGCCACGUGCCAGUGCCCAUCAGUGCCACAUAUCAGUGCAUACCAUCUGAGCUGCCAUUCAAUUUCACCCAUCAGUGCCAGUCAGUGCCACCUAUCAAUGCCAAUCAGUGCCACCUAUCAGUGUCAUGUAUCAGUGCUGCCAAUCAGUGAUGCCUGUCAGUGCCCAUCAGUGCAACCUACCAGUGUCUCCUCAUCAGUGCCACCUAUCAGUGUCCAUCAGUGCAGCCUAUCAGUGCCCAUCACUGCAGCCUCAUUAGCGCACAUCAGUGAAGGAGAAAAAUCACUUAUUUACAAAAUUGUAUAA